Molecule: messenger RNA, 930 nt
Organism: Ceutorhynchus assimilis (cabbage seed weevil)
Lineage: Eukaryota; Metazoa; Arthropoda; Insecta; Coleoptera; Curculionidae
Source: the annotation of a GenBank genome assembly
AUGAAAUGUCGUCUCCAUCUUCAUCCAGAAUCGUCUACAUUCAACCAUCAAGACCUACCCAAAUCGAUAGACUGUAAAAUAUGGUUCCCUUCGCCCAACGAUGGACACGGUUUAGUUGUGGAACUUUUAAAGCUCAACGUGCCUUGUAAUAAAGGCUUUAUUCACUUUGGCGGUACCAAUCAGACACAGUACCAACAUGGCAGGAACUUACAUAAACUUUGCGGCAAACUGGAAGAACUUCCAGAUUCGGAUCGUAACAUCUACUUUCCAGAAACCAGUAAAUCGUUGCCGUUCAUGCACGUACACGGAAAGCCGACCUUUGCAAUAUCGUAUCGUUUAGUGGAUUAUUGUUACAACAUCACUUUCAUGGACAAAGACGGCACCGUCGAGCUGAAACCUUCUGGACAGCUGCAGUGCACGUUUCGCAUUUACAUGCCCUACGGAAAUAGAGUUGCUUUGAAAUUGCAAAUCGGAGAUAGCAAAGUAAAAGAAGACCCAAACAACAACGUCCAACUAAACUUCCAAGACACGAAAAACGGCGAACUUCCUCAUUGCCAGCAAGGCUUGCUGACUCAACUACACGACGGUGACUCGGAUUGGUCGCACUGCACGAAAACCGGCGAUCGCGAAAGGCAAAUCGAAUUCGUAUCGAAAGCCAACAAAAUCGUCCUGAAGGCGACGCGCGAUUCGGUCGAAACGUCCGCGUCGAAACUGCGCAUGUCGUACCGCGCAGUACCGGUGCCGGAAAUAGUCGGUUCGUGCGAGUUCGGCUGGGUAGCCGUCCGGCAAUUUUGCGUUUCGGCUCGGGAUUCGGUCAAGAUGUCUUGGCCGAAGGCCGAGGGCGAGUGCGUUAGACUCGGAGGACAUUUGGUCAGUGUGAGAAGCGAGAGGGAUCAGAAGAUUUUGGAUAAUUUGUUAACGAACAGGUAA